UGUUGUAUGAAACAAAGGCACGCUGAUGUUGCCUGCUUCACUCGUGUAUCGCCCCUGUCUGUGACUGUCCUCUCAGCAUCACGAGAGCACUGUAACGCGACGCUCAUUUGAAGUCAGUUGUUAAUGGCAGACAGACGAUUGGGAAAAUAACCGUCGACAUGGGGGAUGAUGGUAUAGAUUACAACAUAGUUUUUCCAGAGGCACUGAUCUCAGAGAAGCACUGGCGGGGAUCAAAGGAGCCAGUCGUUAUUCUGCUAGGCUGGGCGGGCAGCAGAGACAAACAUCUCGCCAAAUACAGCUCUAUUUAUAAUGAACAGGGAUGUGUGACUCUACGCUACACAGCUCCUUUGAAGACAGUUUUUAUUUCAGAAUCACUGGGCUACAAAGAACUAAGAAGCACUGCGCAAAAAUUACUUGAACUUUUGUUUGACUACGAGGUGGAGAACAACCCAGUUUUCUUCCAUGUGUUCAGCAAUGGGGGCUUCAUGCUUUACCGGUACAUGGUUGAGUUAUUGCACAGUCACAAGCAGUUCAGUACUCUGUGUGUGGUGGGCACGGUUGUGGACAGUGCCCCUGGCAGUCAAAACGUUAUAGGGGCCCUCAGAGCACUCAAAACUACAUUAGGGCCCAAAGUCAAUGUUUUACUGCAGUACUUCCUCCUGGCACUGUUUGCUGUGGCCGUUGUCCUUCUCAGGAUUGUUUUGUAUCCUGUGACCAAGUACUUUCACAGGAACCACUAUGAUGCCAUGAUAGAGCACCCGGCGCCUUGGCCUCAGAUGUACCUCUAUUCCAGAGCAGACAGGGUGAUCAGGUACAGGGAUGUGGAGAAGAUGGUUAAAGUGUUGCGGGAGAAAGGGCUGACAGUUGAAAGUUUCGAUUUCAUCACCCCAGCCCAUGUGA
Messenger RNA from Sinocyclocheilus grahami, 900 nucleotides. RefSeq names its product transmembrane protein 53. The record is from RefSeq and is a predicted model, not a curated record. Lineage: Eukaryota; Metazoa; Chordata; Actinopteri; Cypriniformes; Cyprinidae. The transcript has 3 exons. The annotation marks the transcript as partial.